GAUGCUAGGACACUCGUCUGCUGGAAAUGAACGUAUCACGGGUCUUUAUCAUGGAGUUUCAAGCAGUGGUGAUGGCAGUUGGUGGUGGAUCCCGCAUGAUGGAUCUGACUUCAAGCACUCCUAAAGCUCUCCUCCCUGUUGGAAAUAAACCCUUGAUAUGGUAUCCACUCAACCUGCUGGAACAGGUUGGUUUUGAAGAGGUCAUUGUGGUUACAACAAAAGACAUUCAGAAAGUGCUAAACUUGGAGACAAAGUUGAAGCUUGAUAUUGUGUGUAUUGCUGAUGAUGCAGAUAUGGGGACUGCAGACUCCUUACGACAUAUUCAUGAGAAAAUAAAGACAGAUGUGUUGGUGCUGAGCUGCGAUUUGAUUACUGAUGUUGCUCUUCAUGAAGUAGUUGACUUGUUUCGAGCCCAUGAUGCUACACUGUCCAUGCUGAUGAAGAAAGCCUGUGAGUCCACAGAACUUGUACCUGGACAAAAAGGGAAGAAAAAGCUAGUGGAGCAACGUGACUUCAUUGGAGUGGACGAUUCAGGAAAGCGGUUGCUCUUCAUGGCCAAUGAAGCAGAUCUAGAUGAAGAAAUUGUCAUUAAGAGAUCCCUCCUUCAAAAGCAUUCUAGAAUACACAUCAGGACAGGACUGAUGGAUGCUCAUCUGUACUGCUUGAAGAAAAGUGUGGUAGACUUCCUUGUAGAGAACAGGUCAUUUACUUCAAUCAGAAGUGAGCUGAUUCCAUAUUUGGUUAGAAAGCAGUUUUCUUCUCCUGCACAGUUGCAAAAAGGACAAAGCAUGAAUGAGCAUGACCAAAAGAAAAAGGACCAGAAAUUGUUAGACAUCUAUAGCUUCUUGAAGGAUGAUAGCCUGUUUGAAUUGGGUGCAGACAAAGCUUGCUGGAACAAUCACAGAGGAGACAUGGAUCAGGCAUUCCAUAGCGGGAAAGUUCGUUGCUAUGUUCACAUAAUGAAAGAUGGGUUGUGCUCCAGAGUAAACACGCUUGGGCUGUACAUUGAAGCUAACAGACAGGUUCCUAAGAUGCUGGCUUCACUUUGUCCAGAAGAAUCUCUGAUUCACAGCACUGCUCAAAUCAUUGACAGAUCCCUGGUCGGAUCUGACAGCAUUGUCGGUGCAGCUACACAAGUAGGAGAAAAGACUGCAAUUAAACAUUCUGUUGUUGGUACUGCGUGUAUUAUCAAAGACAAAGUUAGAAUUACGAACUGCAUCAUCAUGAACUUUGUCAAAAUUGAGGAAGGGUAAGUGAUCUUCUCAAAAUGUUUGAA
Molecule: messenger RNA, 1276 nt
Organism: Sceloporus undulatus (fence lizard)
Lineage: Eukaryota; Metazoa; Chordata; Lepidosauria; Squamata; Phrynosomatidae
Gene: EIF2B3
Product: eukaryotic translation initiation factor 2B subunit gamma
Exons: 10
Coding region: 27-1253 (408 amino acids)
Biological process (GO): biosynthetic process; cytoplasmic translational initiation
Cellular component (GO): guanyl-nucleotide exchange factor complex; eukaryotic translation initiation factor 2B complex
Molecular function (GO): guanyl-nucleotide exchange factor activity; translation initiation factor activity
Source: RefSeq, a predicted model, not a curated record